Messenger RNA from Chilo suppressalis (striped riceborer), 1419 nucleotides. NCBI's taxonomy places the organism in Eukaryota, Metazoa, Arthropoda, Insecta, Lepidoptera, Crambidae. The record is from the annotation of a GenBank genome assembly.
AUGGGUUGCAAAAUUUCACCAAUUUUCAAUGUUUAUCAUUUAAGUUCUACUUGCCGCGUGAAUGGGCUGAGUCUAAAGCCCAUGGGCAAUAAGUCGGGGGGGGAGAUACAGUGGGGACAUUAAUAGACUGACGAUGAUGGUGAUCGUAAUAUGAGGUUGUGUUCGCUCGCAGCAAACGAUCGAGGAGUUCGCGACGCGCGUGGGGCAGCAGGCGGUGGUGCUGGUGGCGACUCCCGGCAAGCCCAACACCUCGUACCGCGUGUUCGGCGCCAAGCCCCUGGAGGACGUGGUCCGCAAUCUGCGCUGCAUGAUCAUGGAGGAGCUGGAGAACGCGCUCGCGCAGCAGUAAGAUCAGUGGGGUGGGGUAUAUACUGGGCUAUCGGGUCUGGGUUGGUCAGUAGGGGGUCGGGUAGCAUGCCUGGCGCUGGCUUGGCUGCGCGGCUGAGUAACGUGGGUCAGUUCGGGCUGGGCGGCUGCGAUCAGGCCCCGCCGCCGCCCGCAGACGACCCCUCGCUGUUCGAGCUGCCCCCCCUCAUCAUCGACGGCAUCCCCACGCCCGUCGAGAAGAUGACGCAGGCCCAGCUGCGCGCCUUCAUACCGCUCAUGCUCAAGUACUCCAUGGUUCGCGGCAAGCCGGGCUGGGGCCGCGAGUCGACCAGGCCCCCGUGGUGGCCCAAGGACCUGCCGUGGGCCAACGUGAGGAUGGACGCGCGCUCCGAGGACGAGAAACAGAAGAUGUCAUGGACGCACGCGCUACGUCAGAUAGUGAUCAACUGCUACAAGUACCACGGCCGCGAGGACCUGCUGCCCGCCUUCACCGAGGACGACGAGAAGGGGCCGCCCACGCAGCCCAUGUCUCAGUACGCGCCCGCAGUACUCCAGACCAUCACCAAUCCGGACGGCACCGUCUCCCUGAUCCAGGUCGACCCCAACAACCCCAUCAUCACGCUACCCGACGGCACCACGGCUCAAGUGAUCCACAGCGGCGAAGGCGGCGGAGGCACGGGAGUUGGCGUCGUACAAGCUUUAGACGGAGACGGUACCGUUGUAGAUCUCAACGCUGUAGCCGAGGCGACUCUCAACCACGACGGACAAUUGAUACUUACCGGGGAAGACGGACAUGGCUACCCGGUAUCCGUUUCCGGGGUAAUAACGGUCCCGGUGUCCGCAUCCGUGUACCAGAGCAUGGUGGCCUCCAUGCAGCACCACGACGGAGUAUGCGUGGCCCCCAUCGUGCAGGUGGAGCAGGGCGGCGAGACACUGGAGGCGUUGUCGAUGGGCGGCGGCGUCGCGCAGGUCAUGCUGCAGGGCGCCGGGGACCAGGUGCUGCAGGUGCUCAGCCUCAAGGAUGCCAGCGUGCUCUCCAAGGCCAUGCAACAGGUGAAGGCAGAGCGGGACGCGGUGGUGGCAGACUCCUAG